Messenger RNA from Nothobranchius furzeri (turquoise killifish), 6489 nucleotides. It is a transcript of the gene mapk8ip2, whose product is annotated as mitogen-activated protein kinase 8 interacting protein 2. Gene Ontology annotation, cellular component: cytoplasm. Gene Ontology annotation, biological process: regulation of JNK cascade; JNK cascade. The record is from RefSeq and is a predicted model, not a curated record. NCBI's taxonomy places the organism in Eukaryota, Metazoa, Chordata, Actinopteri, Cyprinodontiformes, Nothobranchiidae. Gene Ontology annotation, molecular function: MAP kinase scaffold activity; JUN kinase binding.
CUCCGCUGCCUGUCUCUGCACUGCUGGCCCGUUGCUGUUGUGUCACAAGCAGCAUCACGGCAGCAGACGUUUGCCGAGCAAAUCACGGACUGCGGUCGAAGAAAAUAAAAAACGCGAGGACUUAGCGCUAGAUGCAUCGAUCAGGGAACACGGGGAUCUCCGCGAACGUCUCUCGCUGCCUCUGAAGCACAUUUCCCUCCCGGAUGGGUUCACUGCAGUCAGAUUUGAUGGUGUUGAGCAGGCUCGUCUGAUCCAAGGCUUCCGGCCAGGCGGGCAUCAUCCGCGGGGACGCAGAGCGCGCGACCACACCGCAGUCCAGGACCGCGUCCGUCCUCUGGCCUGUGAUUGUUCAUGGACUGCGCUUCCUUCCGUGAUUUUCUGCAGUCUCUCUGAGUCAUUCGUAGUAGAAGAUGGCGGACAGGGCUGAGAUGUUUUCUCUAUCCACUUUUCACUCCCUCUCCCCACCCGGAUGCAGGCCAUCCCACGACAUUAGCCUAGAGGAGUUUGAUGAUGAGGAUCUCUCUGAAAUCACAGAUGACUGUGGGAUUGGACUGAACUACGACUCCGAUCCAUAUGAAAAGGAUUCCCUCAUCCUGGAGAAGAGUGACAUGCACCACCCCGUCUGCUCCUUCCAGGAUGACUUCCAAGAGUUUGAGAUGAUUGACGAUGAAGACGAGGAUGAAGAUGUGGAUGAAGAUGAGGAGGUGGACCCCGGUGCACCCCCGUCUCCUUCUGCAUCUCCUCCUCCAUCUCCCACUCUUGGCACUCUGAAGAGCAGGCCCACUACACUGAACCUCACUACUGCUGUGUCGCAGGAUUCGCUGAACAACAACAGCAGCUUGUCUCCAAAGAAAGGAAGCUGGCAGGACUCUUUACGUAACCCGGUGUCUCAAGGGUGUCUGUCUCCAACCCACUCAUGUCUGGAAGAUGGUACUCAUGUGACAGGCCACUGCCAAGCUUCUCCAGUUUCCCAGGCUCCAGGGUCUCAGAGCAAAGGUGUUCCACCAAAACAGGCCGUUGAGGGGGUGAACACCCAGUCUCCUCACAGGCCCCUCCUCUGUGACAUGGAGGGCAACAGGCGAGAGAGACCAGAAUAUGGUAACAAGGACGACUGCUCCUGCUCAUUUGGUCAUCACAGGUCCUACAAAGACUCUGCAGGUUAUACUGAACCAAAGGGAGACCCUUCAGUCCACACAGGCAGAGUACCAUCCAUAGACGAGCACUCUCAGUGUUCGGACACGGAGGUAGACCAUGACCUCAACAAUGACCACAAUCACAAACACUCAAACCGGCGCCUUACAGACACCUACACAAUCACAAGUGAGUCGGGUAUGGAACAAGAAAAUGAUCUCGACCCAGAUGGAACCAGCCAUUGUCUUUCAUCCACGGCACCCAUGGGAGCCAACGAUGGUGCAGAUACCCCCCUGUCUGAUGAAGAGCUUGAGAAAGACUUUGACGUUGAGUUUAUGUGUAAGGAGACCUACGAAGUCCUGUGUAAAGAAAAUCCAUCAUCAUAUGUGGAAUUCCCCCCCAUUGAGACCCUCGAGCCUGCAUCCUUCUCCAGCUAUCAGUCGUCAAGCCGCUCAGAAGCUUUUGACCAGUCCAACAGUUCAGAAUCACCAGCAGCAUCUGCUACUGUUACUGCAGCUAACGAUUCCUCCUCUCCAUCUUCAGACCCAGGAAUAGCAGAUAUGAAUCAACAGGGUUAUGUUACCUCAGACCAGGACAAGGACCUCAGCUCCCCAGGUUCAGAUUCUGAUGUUGAAGGGGAGCUGGAGGCAGCGUUUGCUUGUGGCGGUCCUGUGGUUUCCAACAUGAUUUCCUCAAUCUCAGAGACAGAGCUGGACUUGACUAGUGAUGAAAGCAGCAGUGGGCGUUCCUCUCACCUCACCAACUCUAUUGAAGAGGCCAGUUCACCAACAUCAGACCCGGAACUGGACCCAGAUACAGAGUUAGAGCAGGACAGUGGAAUUGUUGGACUGAAAGCAUCACUGCUUCUGGGUCAGCCCGACCCAAUCAAAGAAGGUUCUGUUGUACCCUCUCCUUCCCCUCUCCCCUCACCAACUAUUGCUACACCAUUCCCUGCUGACUCACCUGCCUUAACCUAUGAGGAAUAUGAUAGUCAAGCUCUGAUGGGGUUACUGAAUCUGGAUGGACUGUCUGGUGAGCACCAGGCUGAUCCAGAUGAAACUCUACCUCCAACCCAGUGUUGUGAGGAUCGCCUGUCCAGACCGAUGGUGCUUGAGAUAGAACCAGAUCACGGUCUAGAGAGCUUUAAGCGCUCCUUCUACCUGCCAGUAGGGCCCAGGCUAAUGCCAAACGCAGAUGAAUAUGACGAAACAAGUGAGGGAGACUCGGAAUCGGAAAGUGAAGAUGACCUGAGUGAAAACUCAGAUUCUCCAUGGCUUCUUAGCAACUUAGUUAACAGAAUGAUCUCAGAGGGCUCGUAUCCCAUCAGCUGCCCUGAGGAGUGUUUCAAGAGAAAAGCAUCUGUGUCCGACACCAUUUCACCAUCAUCAGACAUCGGGGAGGGAGACAGUUUCAAUGGCGAGACCCAGGAGAAAAAAGAAGAGACAGGGGGAGCACAAGAAAAGGAUAACGAGGGUGAAGGGUACAGAAAGGAGAGGGCAGAGCCAGGGACGAGAAGCAGGAAUGGUGAGUCUACAAAAGAAGAAGAAGCAGUGAUGUGUUCCAAUCUUUACUUUAACAAUCCCACUGUUAAUACCAGUGCUACUCUGGUUUUAGAACGCUGUGCGACGAAUGAAAGAGAAAGCAUAGAUUUAAACCCAGUGUAUCCUACAAAGGAAUGUGACAAGAACGCAAAAUAUAAACCUUCAAAGAAUGCUGGAAAACAGGAGGAUGAAGAACCCAAUAAUGACUUGAUGAUGCUGGCAUGUAGAAAAGAUUUGGACUCACCCAGCCUUAGUGAAAGUGUAAUCAGCGACAAAGAUGAAGGUCGAGAAACGGAUCCCAGGCCAACCAGUCGUUCAGCAGCCUCUCUUGAGCGAAUCACAGAGGUCAAACACAGUUUGACACUCGACAUACCCUCUGCUCAGACCAACCGCUGCUUUAGCCUCACGUACUCCACGGACAACGACGACGAAGAGGAGGACGGUGACUCCUAUCCUUUCCUGGGCGGCUUGAGGAAGCAGUCUUAUAACGGUAGUGAUUUAGAGCUUGACAGCUCGCCACCUGUGGAUUCCAGUGUGCACAAUCAUUCAUUACCUGACCAUGACCUCCCACUGUGUGAGAAAGAUUUUGCCCUGAGGCAGCCAAAUGAAGAUGAUGGACUGGCCUAUGACUCCAUGAAGUAUACGUUAGUGGUGGAUGAGAAUACAACACUGGAACUGGUCAGCCUUAGAAGAUGCACUUCAGUUCUGAGCGAUGACAGUGAGCUUUCCACUCCGUGUGACGAGGACGCCUUGAGGACAGGUGAGGUGGACUAUAUUCAUAAUGAUGGGGAGGUUAGACCGGAACUCAUCUCUUCUGAAGACUCGUCUCCUGAGGCUGACCUGCCGUUUUCUAAGAAGUUCCUUAACGUGUUUGUCAACAGCACGUCCCGCUCUUCCAGCACCGAAUCCUUCGGGCUGUUCUCUUGUACCAUCAACGGAGAGGAGAGGGACCAGACACACAGGGCAGUCUACAGGUUUAUUCCCAGACAUGCAGAUGAGCUGGAGCUAGAUGUAGAUGAUCCUCUCUUUGUGGAGGAAGAGGAGGAUGAUUAUUGGUACAGAGGCUACAACAUGCGGACAGGAGAGAAAGGGAUCUUUCCUGGUUUCUACGCCCAAGAGGUCAUAAGCCAGUUGAAAGAGGUGCAGGGCCUAAAAAGGAAUCCAGCAUGGAUCGAGACGUUCAGUGUUCAGUUUUUGGGGUCCGUAGAGGUGCCAUAUCACCAAGGCAAUGGCAUCCUCUGUGCCGCAAUGCAAAAGAUUGCGAUAUCGAGGAAACGUACGGUGCAUGUGCGACCUCCAUCCCUGUGUGAGCUGGAGAUCAGCUUGCAAGGAGUUAAACUGAUCAUGAGCCUGGAGGACGACUAUGACACCCUUGAUGAGUACGACAGGUGUAGCCACUUCUUCCAGAUGAAGAACAUCUCCUUCUGCGGAUGCCAUCCGAGAAAUAACUGCUACUUUGGCUUCAUCACCAAGCAUCCAAUGCUGAAUAGAUUUGCUUGCCAUGUGUUUGUAUCCCAGGAAUCCAUGCGGCCUGUGGCUGAAUGUGUCGGCCGCGCCUUCCAGGAGUACUACCAGGAACAUCUGGAGUACGCCUGUCCAACCGAGGACAUCUACCUGGAGUAAGAGGAGUUACCAUGACGACCCUUUUCCUCAAUCGCUUGCCUACAUUUCUCAAGUUUACCACCAGAGGACGGUGUCAGUGUUUUUUUAAUUUAUUUUUCUCCCCAGCACCAUUGUAAAAUACUUUUCUUUUCUUACUCAAACAGGGAUUCUGAUUUCUACAAUGAGCUAGUCAUCGUGCUAAUUGUGUUUGUCGCUGGUUUUUUUAAUGAUUUCGACAGAUUGAUUGCUUGUUUCUUUGAUCUUUUUCUAUGAUAUAAAACUACAAAGCUGAGCAAGCUCCCUCUUUUGAAAUGCAAAACGUUAUACCUACUACGGCUGUUUCACUUUCCAAUGCAUGGCUAGUAGGGUUACUGCACACAGACUCACACAUAUCCAAGUAAGCGGCAAGCAGCUCAACAAUCUGCAAGGGAAUCAGGAGGCUGGGGCUUCCGUUAACUGUAAAUAGGUACUUUUAUUCCUUGUUCAAUACUGACUAAAAGCUAAUUUGCUUACAAUCGAUGAUAUUGGAAUUAUUUAGACAGACUGAGCGGCCCUUUAUUCAUGCUUCCCUGUGUCCUGUACAAGACAUUGUGUGUGUUGUAAAUACGUGUAUAGAAAGUGGACGAACAUCGCCUCAUUGAGUCUGACGACGGAGCAGCUGAGGCAGAACUGAUUUUAGUUUUGAUGAUGGUGAAAAAUGUCUCACCCUGGCUGGUGUUGAAAUAAGUAGAAGGGGGGAGAAAACAACUUGGAAUGAACUUUUAAUUUCCUUAGCUCGGCAGAUGUUUUAAUUCGCUUCGGAUUAGAUCUGAUAACUGUUAACAAAUGUAAAAGAAAAUGUGUUCUUUCUGUUCCGUCCUUAAAGUUGCACUGAUUGUUGACUUUUACCACAAGUAGCUUGAACAGCAAAACAUGCAACGGGUAAGCGUGCACACUGCUCUAUGAAAGUGGGACUUUUAGGUCAAAGACAGUCGUCCGACAAGCCAUAUCCUCACAACUCUGACUGUUUAAUGCUGGUUUUUAGUGACGUGCUAGUUUCCAUUUUCUUUUGACUUGGAAAUUUCAACGAGGAAAAAGGAAAAACAAGAGUAAGCAAAAUCUUGGUAUCGCAGUGAAAUCAGCUCCUCCACACUAUGGAAAUAUCGAGGUUUUAAAGUUGCACAAAGGUCAGACCUGAUCUCAUUUUUUAAAAGGAUGGUAGAUAAAAUGGAUGGUAACCAGUUUCCUUGUGUAUUUGUUGCUGUUGGUGACCUAUGCUGGGGUUGAUACUGAUACAGAAGAAGUUAUCUUGCAGAAAAGGAAAAACAUAGUGAAAAUACACUAUACACUAAAAUAAAGUGAGAAAGACGCCAAACAACCCCCAACUAUUGUCGUUUCAGACGCCGUUAACUUCAAAAUCUGUCUGGGUCAAAUCUGCAGCGGUUAACUGAAUGUUGACAUGGCAGAAAGAAGGGUAUUAACUACAUAUAUGUUGCUGUCAGGUAGGUCAUGUAUAUAAUAGCAAAUCAGAGUGCUGUGUCAUUUAUGUUCAGUAUGUUAAUGAAAAUACUAUGAACGAUAAUUAAAAACGAACAAAAAAAAAGAUUACAACCAGACUGAAACCCCUGAAAAGAUAGAAAACACGUAAACAUGUGACCUGCAAUAACUUUAUUUUUCAAGCAAGUGAUGACACAAGGUGAUCUCUCUCCACUACCUUCCCACAGGCUUCAGCUGCACAUUUAGGGCACAUUUAUGAGACGUGACGCCACUAGUGUGUGACACUUCCACCAACCUACUGACCGAAGCUGUUAAAUGGUGACUGAGUCAGCUGCGUCUGGAAAAAUUAUUGUCUUGCCCAUUAUAAUAGCUGCCUUCGAGUUCUAACGGUGUGACCCGUCUCUUGUUCUGUAGCGAUUUGCUUCUGAAUCUGUUUUUCUAUCUUGUUAAAGUCUCUUUUCACACAGCUACACAGAAACAACCCUGGAGGAUGACCUAGUCCUAUAUAGCCGCUGAGAAACAACAGUUAAACCAACUUUCCACUUUAUUACUUCAACAUGAUUCUUCACUGUAUACCUAGAGCAAAACAGUACGUGACAAAGCAAACAUAUCCUAUCUUGUAUCACCAAAAACAUGGACUUGUAAAAAGAGAAAAUUGAGAAAAAAUGUAAAAAUAACAAUCACUCUGGCUUGUCAUGGGUUUGGUCUUAUGAAUAAAAUAUAUGCUUGAUGUCUGAAA